AUGUCAACCGUGAAGUCAAAAUCGAAAAAUAGUGCUUGCCGCGUGUAUUGCUCCCCAAACUUGGUUGUUUCGCCUGAACAGGCUGUGCAGGGCCUCUUGCUGACGACGGUGCUCGCGCAGAACUACCUGACAAUGCCACCAGCCCUAGCCGAUAAAUCUCCAAUCAUUCGACCGGGAGGCGGAAGCAGGGGGGAUGAAGCGGCAACAGCAGCAACAGCAGCAGCAUCAGGGCGAGAUUGGCCUCGCCAAAACGGGCUGCGCCGUCAAGGAUAUCCAUCUCCGCGAGGAAGCCACCAACAACCUCAACCGCAGCUGCAGGCCGAGCAGGAGCGUAUUCCAUAUGCCCCGGUUUCAUCACGGAACCACCGUCACCAGCAGGAGUGGCGGCAAGAGUCUCGAAAACUGGACAUAACAGAAGGGCACCCGGAGCUCUCUUUUGAACCAGAGAUCCCAGAAGAUGGGAGUAACUCAUUGCCGCAGAUCUACCAAUCGCCACAUAACGCCAACUGUCCGGUUGCCCUCCAUGUCUCCAACUCUGCAGUACUGCGAGAAGACCGAGAAAACGCCGAGCCGCCGACUACGAUUGUCGGCGCCUUUUCCGUCUGGGCUAGGCUUCAGGAGGCCCUAAAUAUAUCCUCGCAACUGCGAUGCCCGAGUCCGCCGUGCUGUCUUGGGACCCACCUGCACACGUAUCGGGGAGGUGACCUCGGAGAGGAGAUGUCGCACAUCCAGGGAGCCGUCGUGGUUCGCAGGCCCGACCUGGCAUGGGCCCCCGGAUCGCUGGCGCCUGCCCACGACCUCGACUUCGUCAAGACGUUUCAGUCCUACUUCCCCAUCUCGCAAAACUCGCUGCUCAGGCGAUUUGUUGAGGCCGACGGCUUUAACUUGACAUCCGAGACCAAACACGUGAAGCCGACGUUCAAGACCCUGUUGGGUGUCGAUUCUUUCUUAGGCGGGGUUCGCGAGGGCAACUCUGCCGCAGCAGAACUUCUGACCCCGUACUGUUCGGGAGAGGACCCAAGGCAAGACAUCAGCGAUUGCGUGAGGAUCCCAACGGUAGUCAGCAUGGCUGACGCGUACACCAACAAGAGAGGGGCAGUGUGGAACAAGAAAGACUACAUUAUGCCGCUGAACUGUCAGGGACCAGUCCGCCAUGAGGUUUCUAUCGCUCGCAAAAUAGCCGCGGAAGGUUUGCCAAGGGACCCCGAACGCUACGACAAGGUGUUCGUGAUGGCCCAAGAGUGGAGCCCGAACUACUAUCACUUUACGGCGGAGCAUCUGCCGCGGAUCACCUUGAUGUUGGAUGUCCUUCUCGAUAACCCAGACAUCAUUAUCUCCAUGCAUUUCUACGAGAAGGACAUCAUUCAUGAAAAUAUUUCGGCAGUGCACGAAGUUCAAAUGGAGAUGCUUGAGAUUCUUGGAAUAAGCAGAGAGCGCGUCGUCUUGGUCGAUCAGCAGAUGCACGCAAAUCUAGCGAUUAUACCGACUUCUACCGUUUGUGGCGACCCGGACCCUCAUAUGGUCAACAUGCUUAGGAAUAGAUUCCUGCAGGGUCUUUUUCCGACCACGAACGGCGUUCCUCCAGCGCCACCCCGCCCGACGAUCGUACUCGUUGUGCGAACCACAUUGCGGGGCCUACAGAACAACGAGGAGGUGAAAGAGGCUCUGAAGAUCAGUUUUCCGAGCUUCGACGUGGUGGAGUUCUUCGGUACAGAUCCCGUCGGACACCAGUUCAAGACAUUCGCAACCGCGGCCAUGAUCGUAGCUCCCCACGGGGCCGGGCUUGCCAACAUAAUCGUCGCGCCCCUGCACACUCCGGUGCUGGAAAUAGCCCCCAUAUCGUGCCCGCCCUGCUUCUUGAGGCUCGCCUUGAAGCUUCAUCAUAUCUACGCGAGGCAUCCCGGGGACCACUGGUCACAAGAAUGCAUGUCAUGGUACGAGCCACCCGUCGAUGAAAUCAUCGAACUCGCAAGGGAUCUCCUCGAGGCGAAGCGCCUGGCAGACGAUGCCCUGAUACCCCUGAACUAGCAGAAGCCCAUCAAGGGUACCCGUAACUCUACGAGCCACACGGCCCGGCGUUGUCUUUGUAGGAACCCUUCGCAAAAGAAGCCCAGGGUAGUCAUAAGGGAAGAUUUCUGGAAGACUUCUUGUCGUAGACUGUAACUUCCAACAAGCCGGACGGAACGCCUCAAAUGCUUGCCGUGGUGCUGGGGGCUCACUUCAACCGAUCGGGCGGUUCUUGUUUGCUAGAGUACGAGAUCUAUCCGUAUUCCCUUGGAGACACUUCGCGCUUGUGCAUAGCGAUACGCGACUCCCUGCAAGGCAGGAUCAACAUAGUGUGGUUUUCCAUGUUUGCCUGUGUACAGUAGUUCACCCGUAUCGUUCAUCGACUCGUGUUGUAUGUUUGGACAUAGUGUGUUGUCGUACAGGUGCUUUGAGUUCCUGGAGUAUAAUUGCCCGCGCAAUUCAGCUCACCAAUGAAAACGGCUCAAGAUCCAACAUGUUGUAUCCUGACACCGCACGUACAUGUGGUGUACAUUUUUAUUGGCAUUUCCAAUGCCAAUCUGCGGUUAUCCUCGAUGAACAACGCGAACACACCUUUUUAGUCCUCAGCCCAUGUGUGCAUGUGGAGUUGGCAUGAACUU
Messenger RNA from Ectocarpus sp. CCAP 1310/34, 2645 nucleotides. The record is from the annotation of a GenBank genome assembly. Lineage: Eukaryota; Phaeophyceae; Ectocarpales; Ectocarpaceae.